GAGUUGGUUUGGUUUGGUUCUUUGGUUGUAACACCAAACACCAUACUUUAAUAAACAAACAAUCACAACUUGCACAUUCUGUCUCUUGAUAAGAUACUAAAUUUAGAUAGCAUAUCAGUAGUAAAAGCAGAGGAACCUAGUAAGUUUAGGCCUAACCGUCAUAUCCUAGUGUUUUAUUUUUUACGGAAAAAUGAAUAAUAUUGCAAUUUUUGGUGGAACAGGAAUGACCGGCUUGUGUGUUGUAAAGGCUGCUUUGGAUAAAGGCCUCAAAAUCAAAGCUCUUCUCAGAGAUCCUGCUAAACUACCCAAAGAGUAUGAAGGAAAAGUUGAAGUGGUGCAAGGUGAUGUCUUAAAUGUUGAAGAUGUGAAAAAGACAUUAGAAGGGCAAGAUGGCGUAAUUGUUGUACUUGGAACACGUAACGAUCUCAGCCCCACAACUGUAAUGUCUGAAGGGUUGAAAAAUGUUAUUGCAGGAAUGAAAUCAUUGAACAUUAAUACGGUUUCAGUGUGUUUAUCAGCAUUCUUAUUCUACGAACCAGAAAAGGUUCCCGCCAUGUUUCAUGAGAUCAACGCAGAUCACCAGAGAAUGUUCAACACACUGAAGGAGUGUGAUCUUCAAUGGAUUGCUGUAAACCCUCCCCACAUAGCUGAUCAACCACCGACUGGCUACAUAACCAAGCAUGGUGCGUCUACAGGUCACAGAGUCAUCUCUAAGUAUGACCUGGGCCAAUUCUUUGUAGACUCCCUUUCUAUGCCAGAACACUACCAGAAGGUGGUGGGGAUUGCUAGCAAUCCCCAGAAAUAGAUCAAAGAAAUCACCCAAACUGGGAACAACCAGCGAUUCCCAGCAAUUUAAACAACAUGAAUAAUCGGCCAAAUUAGAAAUUUAUUAUUAUGAAAUGUGUUAGAAAUAUUAUGUGUAGGCUACCUAAAGUGCCCUAAAAAGUACCUAAAGUAAUUAUGUGAGGAGUUAUUUUACAAAAAUUGGUUUGACAGGAUGCAUUGCACGACAUCCAAGCGUCACAACGUCCAACCAAAAUAUAAAUCUUGAACUGUGACUGUUUCACAACGUCCAAAUCUCAUCAUGUCCAAAAUACAGUAACUGCAAUAAACAUAGUCUUUCUACAAGCUCUGGAUGAAAUUGGUCUUCGUGAAAAUGCGCUUUUUACACUCUUAAAAAAGUAGCAGUUGCACCACCUCCAAAGCCGCUGAAAGUUCCACGACAUCCAAUAGCUCAGCACUGUUCCAAGACGUACUGAGCGCCUGGGCCUGCACACUGUGAAUACUGUUAUACCGACUGCAUACUACCCUAACCUAACCUAGCUCCGUAUGCAGGAGCUCUGGACGUCGUGCGACAGUGUGCAACUGGCAGCGGCUUUGGACGUGGUGCUACUGCUAAGCUUUUAAGAGUAUAAAGUAUGCUAUUGAAUGAUGACUAAUCCCAUGACAUCCAAAGCUUGUAAAAAGACUAUGUUUCUCGCAGUUACUGUACUUUUGGACAUGAUGAGAUUUGGACGUUGUGCAAUAGUCGAAUAGUUUAUACAUUAGAGUCCUGCAAACUCGGUACUCGAUAACCCGGCCUACGUCUACGUCUGGAUAACUCGGCCAUCACCAAUUAGUGAUUUUUACUUUCUCCCCCUA
Messenger RNA from Macrosteles quadrilineatus (aster leafhopper), 1641 nucleotides. RefSeq names its product flavin reductase (NADPH)-like. The transcript is spliced from 4 exons. Bases 191 to 805 code for a protein of 204 amino acids. The record is from RefSeq and is a predicted model, not a curated record. Lineage: Eukaryota; Metazoa; Arthropoda; Insecta; Hemiptera; Cicadellidae.